Delphinapterus leucas (beluga whale) is the source of this 4156-nucleotide messenger RNA. It is a transcript of the gene PLEK2, whose product is annotated as pleckstrin 2. The record is from RefSeq and is a predicted model, not a curated record. Gene Ontology annotation, cellular component: plasma membrane. Gene Ontology annotation, biological process: actin cytoskeleton organization; intracellular signal transduction. Lineage: Eukaryota; Metazoa; Chordata; Mammalia; Artiodactyla; Monodontidae.
GCACCGGGGAGGGCGCGCUGGCGGCGACAUGGAGGACGGCGUGCUCAAGGAGGGCUUCCUCGUCAAGAGGGGUCACAUUGUCCACAACUGGAAGGUGCGAUGGUUCAUCCUUCGGCAGAACACGUUGCUGUACUACAAGCUCGAGGGGGGUCGGAAAGUGAUCCCCCCCAAGGGCCGCAUCCUUCUGGAUGGCUGCACCAUCACCUGCCCCUGCCUGGAGUAUGAAAACCGACCACUCCUCAUUAAGCUGAAGACUCAAACAUCCACGGAGUACUUCCUGGAGGCCUGUUCUCGAGAGGAGAGGGACGCCUGGGCCUUUGAGAUAACAGGAGCUAUUCACGCGGGGCAGCCGGGGAAGGUCCAACAGCUCCACAUAUUGAAGAAUUCCUUCAAGCUGCCCCCUCACAUCAGCCUGCAUCGCAUCGUGGACAAGAUGCAUGACAGCAGCAGCGGAAUCCGGCCAAGCCCCAACAUGGAGCAGGGAAGCACCUACAAAAAGACCUUCAUAGCCAGCCGUCUGGAGGCCAUGACCCUGGCCUCCAUGCUCAUGGAGGAGAACUUCCUGAGGCCGGUAGGCACCCGAAGCACGGGAGCCAUUCGCUCUGGGGAUCUGGCUGAGCAGUUCCUGGAUGACUCCAUGGCCCUGUACACUUUUGCUGAGAGCCCCAAGAGGAGGAUAAGCUCCAAGGAAGAAAUCAGUCUCAGCACCGUGGAGUUAAGUGGCACAGUGGUAAAGCAAGGCUAUCUGGCCAAGCAGGGGCACAAGAGGAAAAACUGGAAGGUGCGGCGCUUUGUUCUGAGGAAGGACCCGGCUUUUCUGCAUUACUACGACCCUUCCAAAGAAGAGAACCGGCCAGUGGGUGGGUUUUCUCUUCGUGGUUCACUCGUAUCUGCUCUGGAGGAUAAUGGCGUUCCCACUGGGGUUAAAGGGAAUGUCCAGGGAAAUCUCUUCAAAGUGAUUACUAAGGAUGACACACACUAUUAUAUCCAGGCCAGCAGCAAGGCUGAGCGUUCAGAGUGGAUUGAAGCUAUCAAAAAGCUAACGUGACAAGGACCUGAGGGAAUGGGAUCAGGAUUCCUCCCUCUUAACAGAUGACAGGAUUUCCUGGAAAAAGGGAAUGUGUUAAGACUUUUAGCUUUUUCUAUUUUGUACUGCUUUGGAGUGAGAUUGGUGAAGAGUUCCUUAGAUUACAGUGGGCAGUGGUGCUAUUUCCUUCCCCACCUUCAAAGUUAACAUGGAAAUGCUAGAGUAGCCAUUAGGCAUCAGCAUCUUGACUUUCGCUCAUCAUCACAACCAGCCAUUCCUUGGGUACCAAAGUAGGUUUCCCUUGUCACACUAACUGGCCACGUUGUAAUACUAAAUAAAACACUAUAGUCUCAUGGUGGCGCUCUCUGAAAUGCUGUCAGCAACUCAUUCUUUGGAAUGAAUAAAAAUUGUUAUUUGUUCCUGGCUAUUAGAAUUCCUAUACCAAGUUUUAGUUUUCAAAGGUUUUUCAUGCUUAAGGCUAUACGAAUUAUUAGGCAAGAUGAUUAUAAAAACAUCUCAAGUGAUCUGUCACUAAAACAUGCCUCAUCUUAAAGUGGGGAUGGGGGGCAAAAUUUUGAAAAUAUCGUUUUGCUUUGAAAAAUAAGCUUUCGUAAGUAUUAUACGUUGCAGAAAAGAAAUCAUGGACUCAGAUUAGUCACACAUACAAAAAAAAGUAAAAUUACAGUUUUUCUGUGGAAAAAAAUGUCAUUUAGAUAGACAGAGCAGGAGUUUGUUGAAGGACAGGAACAGGAGCUCUCUAAAGGACACAGAAAGAUGUCAAUGGGAAAAGAAUUAAAUCAAGGCAUGAAAUUUUGGGUUUUAGAAUGAAGAUUAAUGGAGACAAAUAGGUACCAAGAAGCUUCACCAGUUAGGAGGUUAAUCUGAAGUAGUGAAAAGUCUGCAUCAUACAGUAUCUUUAAAAACAUUUUUAUUACUUUCAAGUUUAAUACAGUAAUCUGCCAAGUACAAGUGCUUCGGCUUCCUUUAAUGAAUAGAUACGUAACUUACAUUUAAGGGGAGUGGAUACUUCCAAAGUGCUUAAGUAAAAAUUCAUUCUCUUCAAUAGUCUGAACUGUCUCCUCUUAAUCUUGUCUAGAAUAACUGAUCUGAGGUUUUACUUUAUUCCUCACAUUCUAAGAGACUGCCUUUUAAAGCACCAUUUCCCAUUUGGCAUUUCACCAAGGUCUAUGUCCUUGGAAUUAGUUUCUUUAUUGCUUCUUGUUAUCAACAGGUGUUUACCUGAAUUAAACUGCAUUUGGUUUGAUGGCUUCUUGACUCUAAAUUAGCACAAUUACACCCCACUCUGUAUGGUAUCAGUAUCGUGUGUUGAAAAGUAGUUGACUAUCACCUUGAGGCAAGUCAGGGGUCAACUCUCGCCAAGAGUACUAGCACUUGAAUUUUUAAAAAUCCGGAACCAUUUACACCGUUCUCGAUGUAAAAGCAGCGAGGUCAAGUACGGCAGCUGAGUAGUAACUGUACAGCUUCGCACGUCUCUGUAGGUUUCCACUAAGUGUCUGAGCAUUAUCCAUGUAAGUAAUGGCUUGUCUUGUUUUACUAGAAAACGUGAAAAAUGGUUUGCAUUCAUAUUUUUCCAGGCCAUUUAAGAUUUUCAACUAAUUAUGCCUAAUGGAGACUCAAACUAUUUUCAGUUAUGAGUCGAUAACCACUUGACCUCGAAGGCAGCAUGGGGAGUAGAUGAAAUUGUCAAUUUUUAAUGAAGUCUUUGUGGGGAGAGAUCCAUUUGGAUAAACUGGUCAAUUGUCUUUGUCAAUCUGUUCAAGUUAUUUGGAGCUGGGUGUGAUCUUGUUCUCAUAUUUGAAAGUGAUACUUUUAGGUCACCAGGGUAAGUUUAGUUAGUUCUCUCCUUCAUGAUCAGUGAGGUAUUGAUCUUUUUUCUCAUAAGGGUCAUAAAUUUGCAAAAUUGUUGCGUAACUGAGCAAAAGACCUGCAUGGGAUAAAAUCACUCACCACUGAUGCCACCGGUAUUUCUCGACAGUUAUGGCUUUUGAAGUAUUAAAAAAAAUUCAGUAAACAAAGUGAAAAUUCAAUUCCUCUGCUUACAGCAAACAUUUAAGGAGCACCUGUUACAGUUUGAUAACAUUCUUGAUGCUGUGAGCUUUAUAGACUUUUUUUUGACUCCUCAGAAAGACUGAAGUGAAAAUUAUGUGCCAGAUUCUCCUCUAAAUAUUCCCAGUAUGCAAGCCAGCAAUCAUGGCUCCCUCGUGGAAACCGUUAUAUGAAAUUAGACUUCUGGAUUUAAAGAGCUAGUAGAGGCUGCUAAAUUAAACAAAGGGACAAACCUUCAAAAAUGGCUCAAAUGGCUCACCAACACACUCUUCUAUUUUCCAUUCCCUUUAACACUGAGGUAAGUCUAGUCCUGGAUUGACAAAGGUGGGUUAGGCUUAAUCUUCUAAGAAGUAUUUCUUGGGAAUGAUUAGUAAAAUUAAUUUAUAUAGUACCUCAAGUACCCUAAGAGAUUAAAUUUAUGAAGCAGACCAAAGUUAACUUAAGACUUUCUACACCCUGGCUACUGUAGCUGUAACUGCAAACCAUACGUUAUCUAUGAAAUUUAUUUACCUUUGUAUAUAUUAUUUAUUUACCUUUAGAACAAUCAGCUCUUAAAGAAAAAAAUGAUGGAAACACAGAAAAACCAUUGUAAUUGUGUUCAAACAGAUCCCCACUCUAUUAUGAAGAGAACUGAAGCUUCUAGGUGGCACCUAGCAGAUAUUUUACUGGAAAAAAAAAUCGAAAGUUGGGCAAUGAGACUCAAAUAACUUAAUUUAAAAAGCAGCAUCUUUUUCUUAAAAAACAGAAGAAACACCCCUAAAACCUUUACCACCCUGAAUUACAAACUCAAGGCAAGCAGCUUAGUACGCCAACAAGGACCAGUGUGACAAAUUCUCCCUCAUCCCACAUGUUGUCAUCAGUCUCAAAUAGGUAAAAGGCACACAACCAAUGUAAUUCUUUAGUUGCAUUUUAAGGCUUUUUCCCCCUAGGAGUAAACUUUCACUAAUUAAAAUUAUGUUCUCUAAACCCUCCCUUUGAAAGGAUCUGCUAUAUUGAUCCUUUAGGUCACCUGCCUUUAUAUUACUACAUUUCAAAUAAAAUGAAGAUAAUAGAAUUAGGGUC